Megalops cyprinoides (Indo-Pacific tarpon) is the source of this 1948-nucleotide messenger RNA. RefSeq names its product potassium channel, subfamily K, member 5a (gene kcnk5a). Gene Ontology annotation, cellular component: membrane. The transcript has 5 exons. Bases 271 to 1806 code for a protein of 511 amino acids. Gene Ontology annotation, biological process: stabilization of membrane potential; potassium ion transmembrane transport. Lineage: Eukaryota; Metazoa; Chordata; Actinopteri; Elopiformes; Megalopidae. Gene Ontology annotation, molecular function: potassium ion leak channel activity. The record is from RefSeq and is a predicted model, not a curated record.
GCCAAGCAGCAGAGAGCUGCGGGACGCUCAGUAUUGUUGUAAUAUCAAUAGAAAUUCUUUACCUGACAGAACGACUGUUUUUUGUACUAGUGUGUAAGCCAAUCACACCACAAUCUAUGUUUCCAGUGGAAUUUGGAGGGUUUUUUCAAGAAAUUGUUAGACGAAAAGUCUCCAAUUCCAAAAUUUGAUCUAUGAGCAUGCGCUUGGUGUAACAGCUCCAAAUUCAAAUCUGAGCGAUUUUCCUGCGUUCUAAAAGUAGCGCUAUUAAUUAUGGUGGAUAAGGGGCCAUUAUUGACAUCGGCCAUCAUCUUUUAUCUGUCCAUCGGGGCAGCAAUAUUUCAAGUUCUUGAGGAGCCCAAUUGGAAGAAUGCGGUUAAAAACUACACGGACGAAAAGGAACAAUUACUCCAAAAGUACCCCUGUCUCACGAAAGAAGACUUGGACAAGAUUUUGGAGGUGGUGUCGGAGGCUGCAGGACAGGGGGUCACCAUCACAGGCAACAAGACAUUCAACAACUGGAACUGGCCUAAUGCUGUUAUCUUUGCUGCCACCGUCAUCACCACCAUAGGCUAUGGCAACAUUGCCCCGAAGACACCUGGGGGACGAGUUUUCUGCAUCUUCUACGGUCUCUUUGGUGUCCCGCUGUGUUUCACCUGGAUUAGCGAGCUUGGCAAGUUCUUCGGGGGCAGGGCCAAGCACCUGGGCCAGUAUCUGACCAAGAGAGGGGUGACUCUGCGAAAAGCUCAAUUCACCUGCACUGCCCUGUUCAUCCUGUGGGGGGUUCUGGUCCAUCUGGUGAUCCCACCCUUCGUCUUCAUGUCUCAAGAGGGCUGGUCCUACAUAGAGGGCUUGUACUUCUCCUUCGUUACUUUAACAACCAUCGGUUUUGGGGAUCUCGUGGCAGGAGUUGACCCCAAUGCAAAUUACCCUGCCCUAUACCGCUACUUUGUGGAGAUGUGGAUCUACCUGGGCCUGGCCUGGCUCUCGCUCUUCUUUAACUGGAAGGUUCGCAUGGUGGUGGAGGCCCACAAAGCGCUGAAGAAGAGGAGGAAGAGGCGCAAGCUGUCCUUGGAAGAGCUGCGCCAUUACAAAGAGAACAACAAAGCCCUGCGCAUGUCACCCUCGCCCAACGAUGUCAACAUCUUCAGCUUCCUGUCCAAGAAGCAGGAGGGCUACAACGACCUCAUCAAGCAGAUCGGCACCAAGAAGGAAGGUGGGGGUGGCGGCAACGGCCCUGCCAAGGAGACGAACCGCUCCAAGAGCUGCAGCGACGCCAACAACAUGAACACCAUCCUGAGCUUCGACCGCUCGCCGCGGCAGAAGCGGCGCUACAGCUUCAGCGACCGCGUCACCGUGGCCUUCUCCAAGUCCAAGAACUAUCUGAUGGGCGCCGAGAACGGUAUGCUCCUGACCGAGCUCCAGGGAGACGGAGACCUGGAGGCCCAGGAGGGCAUGUUCGAGAACCAGCUGGACAAGGAGGCCGGGGUGGACAGCGGAGGGCGCGCCUGGGACUCCAAAGACUACCAGGCCCUCAUCUUCCAGAACGCCAGUGCCAACAUCACCUUCAUCGACGAGGAGAACCUGCUGAACGACGACGCCCACACCAAGCUGUCCACGUCCGACGAGAACGUGGAGUCGGAGACGGACUCCAAGGAAGGGCAGAGCUCGGAGACGGAGGGGUCGGAGGGCUCGGAGGAGUCGGAGGGGACAGAGGGGUCGGUCUUUACCUCCGACGGGUCGGACCAUUGUCACUCCUAUGAGCAGCUGGUGGAGGAAUACACCAAGGAGGAUAACACCGAGUCCUGAGACCUGCACAGCCAUCGAGCGUGCACCCUCUUCAUGUCCCUUUCACGUGUUCUGAUCCGUUUACACGUUGGACUUGCAUUGAGCCACUCGUGAAAAAAAAGGUUAUUUUUAAUGACUUUAUUUAACGUCAUAAAAGGUUUUA